This is a messenger RNA of Cladocopium goreaui, 6554 nucleotides long. Lineage: Eukaryota; Dinophyceae; Suessiales; Symbiodiniaceae. The record is from the annotation of a GenBank genome assembly.
AUGCUGCUGCCUCAGCCAAGCACGUUGCGAAGAUUGGUGUUUGUGCGAGAAUGUGCGAGUGUGAAGCAGUUUCCUGAAGAUACUGUGUGUGCAACAAGGUGGAUGAAACUGGAGGAUAAGGAAGACUUCACCAGCGAAAUACCUGCCUCACGUUGGGAUGUUGCUUUCUAUGUUUGCACGAAUGACGAAGUCCCAGGCAAAGUAUACAUCUCGCGAGGCGGUUUUGUCCCGGACGAUGUCCUUUAUGGUUUCGAGGCGCAGUAUUUCCGGAUGAAUCCCAACGAAGCCCGAGCCAUGGAUCCCCAGUGCCGCAUGAUGCUGGAGCUUGCUGCUGAGACGGCAGAACCGUGUGGCUACUCAAAAUCGAAAGAAUCAACCUCCUACCAGGAGAAACAUGAUGUUUCAUGCAUCAUGGGACAGACUUCCAGCGAGUAUUUGUCAGCCUCUACACUGCAUGCAAACCAAAGGCAGACAGGAAGAUUCACCAACACGGGAACAAAUACGUGCAUGUUGUCCAACCGGAUUUCUUACACGUUCAACUUCAAGGGGGCAUCUUUUACCGUUGACACGGCCUGUUCUUCAGCCUUGUAUGCCUUCAUCAUGUCUGUGCAACAAAUACAGCAUGGACGUGCGGGUGCACUUGCUGGGGGCGCCAAUGCACUCCUUCUGCCAACAACUUUCAUUGGUUUUUGCGCAGCCGGGAUGCUGAGCCCGGAUGGAAGAUGCAAAAGCUUUGACAACAAUGCAGACGGCUAUGCACGCAGUGAAGGAUCUGGCGUGAUGGAAAACGAUGGAAGAACCGAUGGUGUGGCAGUGCCUUCAGGCGACAGCCAGAAGGCUAUGUUUGCCAAAGCUAUGGAAGAUGCCGGUGUCACGGGCAACGACGUGGGAUAUGUGCCCCAGGGACAAAACUUGGAGACAAGGUUGAGAGCGAGGCGUGGGGCCGGAGCCAGUGGGAUUGCUGGUAUCAUGAACCUGGUCCUUAUGAUGCGACAUAGCAAAUUGGUGCAGCUUUGCCCAAGUGCAUUCAAGCAACGCCGGACCGACGUGGAUUGGGACGCGCUUGGCAUAUCUCCUUUGGCAGAGGAUGGGCAGUGGAGGGAGCACGUGGGCUUCGUAAGCUCCUUUGGAUUCGGAGGUGCCAGCGCUGUUUGUGGCUUUCAGCAAGCUGACACGUGUGACACUACACGCACUGAGCAACCCAAUCCUCAUUUGACGGUGGCAAAGCGUGGCCCCAUUGUUUUCGUCUUCAGUGGAAUGGGGACGCAAAAGCCUGGGAUGCUUCAGAACAUGCCACCAGAGGCAUUAACAGAGCUGAGCAAGAUCAAACUUCAGUUGCAGAUGUUGGGCUUUGACUUGGAUAAAAACGUAUUGCCAGAGGGUCCAGAGGGUGAAGACACCCAAAUCUCCCAAGUUCUGAUCUUUGCUCAUCAAGUUUGCCUUGCCAGAUGGUUCAUCGAGAAGGGCGUUAAACCAGAUAUUUGCAUCGGCCACAGCCUGGGUGAAGUUGCCGCAUUUCACAUUGCAGGACGGAUAUCCUUGGAGGAUGCAGUUCGCAUCAUUUUUUUCCGUGCCAAGCAUCUGCAGCAGACGGGGCCAGGACGCAUGAUGGCCGUGAAAUCCGAUGAGGCAAGUGUCAAGAAUGUCAUCCAGGAAGUGCAUGGCAGCAUAGACAUCGCUGCGUACAAUUCUCCCUCCGACUUUGCCGUGACUGGAACUGAGGAGGAGAUGAGAGACCUCAAAGACAAGAUGGACCAGAAGAAGAUGGACUCAGUGGAGCUAUAUAACGUCAAGAAAGCGUUUCAUUCCAAGCACGUGCAGGAUGUGCCUGGGCUGAGCUGGCCAAGCUUUAGGUCCUUCAAAGCAUGCUGGGAUCUCCAUCGAAGAGAACUGGUAUCCACGGUGACUGGCAAACACGUUGCAGAAGAUGAGCGCAUGACGGCAGCCUACUGGGGUGACAAUCUCCGAAAGCCGGUUCUUUUCUCCGAAGGCAUCGAGGCUAUCUUACAGCAACACCCAAACAGCAACUUCAUUGAAAUCGCAGCAAGUUCUCACUUGUGCCGCUGUAUCAAGAAGCUGGGAACAGGGCGAUGCCGCAAAGGCUCGGAGCUCUGUCGCCAACUGCCUGGAGGAGAAAAAUGGGCACGACCCUGGAAACGAGAGAUGUUACGAUUGCAGGGUUCGAUCAUGGAGCAGGUCCUCCGACCUCAAGGACAACAGCAUCCUUUGCUGGGAGGAGCGCUGAAACUGUCAGAGGAGUCUGGGAGGAAGUUCUUUGAGAAUCAGAACUUUUCCAUUGCCGGUGCGUGCUGGAUGGCCGACCAUAAGAUUCAGGGCCAAGUCAUUUGCCCUGGCAUGGCUUUUGUGGAGGUCUUCCUGGAGUGUGCCCGCCAAUGCAAGGCGCGUGAGCUAGCAGAACUCGAAGUUCGCGAUGUUGAAUUCAAGAACUUUUUGGACAUGACGCUGUCGGCGCAGACGGUCUUCCAUCUGGGCUCUUCCGAACACAUGACGUUCUCCAGCCUGCGGGGAGAAGAAUGGAAGCUGCACGCCAAAGCCAAGAUUGUCCAAUGCGCAGAGCUUCUUGAUCAACACAUGGAGCCUGUCAUCCCAGGUACAGAUUCUGGAUGGACAUGCAUGCCAUCAGAAGAACUAUAUCGAAAGCUGGCAGACUUUUUCCAUCUUGGCCCAGCAUUUCAAGGUAUCAAGCACCUGUGGCACCGCACUGAAGGCAAGAAAAUUGAGGUAGUCACUGAGAUUUCUCUGCAAGAAGGAGAAAGAUGCAGGAUUCAGCAGUACAACAUUCACCCAGCACUUUUGGACAGCAUUAUACAGAGCGGUUUGGGUUUCAUUCUUGUGAGCGGUGGAGAUUUCAGAGGUGUGCCGUAUCAUCUCGGUGCCUGUCGUCUUCUACGUUGUGGCAAGGACCUUCCGUGUGAACUUCUCGCCAGGUGUGAUGGCACAAGGGAAGAGAACAGAUUCCGCCUUGAUGUGGAGGCAUUUGACCAUUGCGGCCAACUGGUUUGCUCCAUCCAGGGUUUGUUCUUCAAAAACAUGGAUUUGACUCCCAGCCCAUUGGUAGGAUUGCGCUUGAAGUGGGAGGUGCUGCAGGAUCAGUUUUCCAGCGUUGAUUCAGGCCAUGGUAUGGAGAAGUGGCGCUUCUUUUGGAUGAGGGGUGAAGGGUCUGAGAUGUCUGACCUCGAAGAAUUCUUUAAGACCCGGACAGCAGCCAAACACAGCUUUUUCCCUGCUGCGGAGCAUGACUUGACUGGGGUCGACCACGUUGCCAUUGUUGCCAACUUCUUCGACGAUGAGCAGGACAUGGACAAGCUCUUGGAACUACUCCAUCCCAUUAUUGGUUUCUACAGACUUGCUGACCGACUGCGCUCCGAUUUGACGAUCACUUUGGUAACGCACGGAGGUGUUGCUGAACGCGAGGAGGGUUUUCUUCCAGAUGUGGAUCCCAUCCAAGCUAUGAUCUCACAAAUGGGGAUUGCCUUCGCCCAUGAAACCAGCCAGCUCCGGAUUCGCUUGUUGGAUUUGCCCCAUCGCAGAACACCCAUCACAUGGAACCAAUUUGCCGACGUAGAGAAGUGUCUGAUGCAGUGGCCGCAGUCUUCUGAGCAGGUGCUGCGAUGGAUGAAACAAACCGGAGAGAUCCAAGCACAAGCACAAAUUUUUGCACCGUCCCUGCUGGAGACCUUGUACGAUCCGCAAAUUCUCAGUGAGUCGGAAGAAAAGAAAUUGCCUAUCGAGAGCCUGUCUUGGGCAGUCGAACGCAGACCUGGAGCGAAUGCGGUGCUGACAUGGUCUGCAGAUGACUUACAGAUGUCCGAGUCAAUUCCUUUGAGCCCAGCUGUGGAUUCCCGACGCGUGCUGACGCGCUUGGAAGCUUGGCUCGCGCCUUACAUGCUACGAUACCUCGACUACGACGGCCGGAUUGUGCUUCUUCAAGGUCUUGUUGACCAGGUGGACAUUGACAGGCUGGAAGCUGUGAGCAAGAACAUGAGAUGCCAAGAGAUCCUGGUGAUCCAAGAGAACCUCCGUGAGUGUGUCCCUUCAGGCAGAUCCAGCUCCGUGAAGGUUGGUGAAGUGAGUGCACAAGCUGAAGGUUUGUUGGGCAAGGUGGCCGCCUUUGCCAAAAAAGGCGGUGUCACCCUGCUCAGUUUGAUGGCCCCUCCGCAGCGCGUUGCACAAGUUGCUAAAGUGGUGGCUGGCAGUCCAAUGUCGAAAGUAGUUUGGAAGACUGAUAUCCACAGUCUGAUGAAGCCUGAGGGUUCUGGCGGCAGCAUCUUGGCAAAGAGCAUCAAUCUGAUGCUUGAGGAGGAAGCAUGGCUUUGUACCUUUGAAGACGUGCAAGCAGAAACGAAGCUCCGGGUUCGCUCUGGGACAUAUGUCGUUGCAGGUGGGACCCGGGGCUUGGGCCUGCAGAUGGCCCAAUGGCUCCAGGCGCACGGCGCCUCCACAGUGGUGAUUUUGGGACGGACAAAGCCAUUGGAACUGCCAGAGAAAUUAGUUUUCAAGGAAUGCGAUGUCACUCAGAAAGACCGCGUGAAAGCAGCUUUGGGUGAGGUUCCACCGCCAAUUGCUGGCAUCAUUUCGAUGGCCACGGAGUAUCAUGACAAGCCACUGGCUUCUGUUGAGGACACAGAUUUGAAAAAGGCCAUCAGAGUGAAGGUGCUUUGCGCUCUUCAUUUGCAUCAGGCAAGCGAGGAGUUGAAUCUGGGUUGCGAGAUGCAAUUCUUGGCCGUGUCCAGCAUUGCGACACUCUUCGGCAACCACUCCCAGGCUGCAUAUGUCAUGGCGAAUCGAUACGUCGAGGGUUUGAUGCAACACCGACGGGCUAUGAGUCUGCAUGGUUCUUUCAUGAACGUUGGAGUGAUCUCAGAUGUGGGAUUUGCAGCCGAACAAAACCUUGUGCGGGAGUGGCAGGCCCGUGGCAUCAAGGCAGUUUCCUCUGCAGACGUUUGCCUAGCUAUGGGCCAGAUGCUCGCACGGAACUUACCUUCCCUGGGCUUGUCGCGUAAGGUAGACACCAUGGCCUACUUUCAGGCCUUUCCCCACUUGGUGCACAACAUGGAAAAAUGGGGGAACUUGAGCCGCCUGAAAUGGCUGAUGGUGGAGCAGGAGUUUCAAGCCGUGAAGGAACAACUGAAGGAACAGCCAUCAAUGUUGGGGCAAACGCUUCAUGGAAAGAGUGCGGAGGAGAAGGAAGUGCUUGUCGAGGGAAUGGUGGCUUCCAUGGUGGGAAAGGCGCUGAAUGUGGAUCCAAAGGAGCUCAAGGGCAACUUGGAAGACUACAGCCUUGAUUCGCAAUCAGCUGAUCAGAUCCGACGACAGCUCACCCAAAAGUUCAAGGUCAAUGUGGACCUUCUACUGAUCAUGAAGAAGGGCGUGAAGGAAAUCAGUGCUAGCAUCGUGGCGCAGUUGGAUGACUCUUCAGGGUCCAAAUGGUGGCGGCUUAUGAAAGUCAUGGCAGCGCCUCGACAGCUGCUGUUGUGCGUUCCACCUAACGGUUUAGGCACCUUGGAGUUUGAGUCUUGGCUGUCUCAUCUUGAGAUACCCCUGCUUUGUGCAGCACCACCUGGAUGGCAAGAUCGAUCAGAGGAAGCAUGCGUGGAUGAUGCAAAACUUCUCACGAACUAUCUCUUCGAGGACCUUUUGGAGCUCCUCCAGAAAAAGGGUUGGACUGACUUGCCGCUGAUUCUCUACGGCCAUUCCUUCGGUGCUCGGAUUGCCUUCUCCUUGGCCAAAGAGAUUGAAGCAAAUUCUGAGCUAAGGUUGGAGCAAUUUUGUCCUGCAGCUUGGUGUGCUCCAGGGACGUCUUACCAUAAAAGAUAUCCCGAGCAUAUGAAAGUGGAGCCAGAGAAGCUGACGGAGGAUGCAGAUUUUGUUAAAGGUCAGUUGAGAUGCUUUGAAUUUUUGCCAGAUCUCUCCGAGAAGUCUGCAGAGGUGAUCCUGCGAACUGGGCGCUGUGUGGCUGCAAGCCUCAAGAUGCUGAAGCAAGACUGGGCAGUACUACAUGGCCAGCUGAAAUGUCCAAUCAUUGCAUUUGCUGGGGGACGUGAUGCGUUUAUGACAGUGGAUGACAUGCGGAACUGGAGCCUAUGCUCAGAGAGCUUCAGCCUGAUUCUAGUUGAAGGCGAUCAUGCCUUUCUUACAUCAACAGGGAAGGAAAUUUGUGGCACCAUAAUCUCUGCGGUGAACCAUCCAGAUCAGGGGUUGCAAAUCCUGAAGGCAAAGUCAAACAGGACACAUCUGGAUGUGACCUGGGAAAGGCGAGCUGCUGUUGCCAAGGUCUGAGCCGCUUUGAAAACAAAGUGGUGGAACUGCGCAAAGCUGUUGGUUUUGAGGAUGAAGCCAACUCUUUUGCUGUCCUGAUGGCCUUCCGCAACCAGAUUGCCGCCAAUUGAUAGCCCGAGGUGACGCUUCAGGUGAAAUCUGUUCAGCCUAGUUGCAGCUCUUAGUCCGAAAUUCAGAGACGUGGCUGCCACUUUCUGGCCUGAAACAGGUCGGUUGGGGGGCUUGCCACGAUGACAGUGUGAUUCGCGACGGAU